GAAUCUUGAUGAAUAUGACAUAUUUGAAAUAUGUGAAUUCCUCAAGCUAAAUAUAGAGCCUCAACCAGAAUUUUCUCAAUCGAUCCCACAAGAAAGAGAGAUAUGGAAGAAACAAAGAGAGUUGCAAAAUUGAGUGAGGAAGAAGAAGCUCAUGCAGAGGUAGAAAUAUGGAACUACAUAUUCGGGUUUGCCAAAAUGGCAGUAGCAAAAUGUGCCAUUGAACUUGGGAUACCUGAUGCCGUUGGAAGCCAUGAAAUCCCCAUUUCCCUCACUGAGCUAUCUUCUGUUCUUGGCUGUGAACCGUCUCGUUUGCACCGCAUCAUGAGGUUUCUCGUUCAUUUCCAAGUGUUCAAGGAGAAAGCCACGAGCCAGGGCACCACAGGCUACAUACAGACGCCUCUGUCUCGGCGGAUGAUGAAACAGGGUGAAAACAGCAUGGCCGCUCUCAUUUUACUCGAGACCAGCCCGGUGAUGCUGGCACCAUGGCAUCACUUGAGCGAUCAUGUCUCCAGUGGGACAUUCCCGUUUGUCGCGGCCCACAGUGUGGACGUAUGGAGCUAUACAGCUAGAGAUGCUAGUCACAGCAACCUUAUCGACGAGGCAAUGGCUUGUGGUGCUAGAGCGGCAGUACCUGCCAUAAUAAACGGCUGUCCGGAGGUGUUUGAUGGAAUUGGGAGUUUGGUUGAUGUUGGAGGCGGAAACGGAACAACUCUUAGGAUGUUAGUUAAGGCAUUUCCAUGGAUCAAAGGCAUCAACUUUGAUCUUCCCCAUGUUGUCUCUGUUGCACCAGAGUUAGACUCCAUCAAGAAAAUCGGGGGUGACAUGUUUCACAGCGUUCCAAAGGCCGAUGCUGCUUUCCUCAUGUGGUGUUUGCACGAUUGGGACGACGAGGAAUGCAUCAAGAUUCUGAAGAACUGCAGAGAAGCCAUCCCGGUGGAGAAGGGGAAAGUGAUAAUUGCUGAAGCUGUAAUUGGAGAGGAGAGAGAGGAAGAUGAUAAGCUGGAUUUUGUGAGGUUGAUGCUAGACAUGGUUAUGAUGGCUCAUACUAGCAAAGGCAAGGAGAGAACCUUGAAAGAAUGGGACUAUGUUCUUACCAGGGCCGGAUUCAGGAGAUACAACAUAAGACACAUUCGUGCAGCUUCGUCUCUUAUUGAAGCUUUUCCAUGAUAUUUCAAAGAACCCUAAAUCUGUAGUUUCAUCUAUUACUGGUGAAACCAUGAACCAUUAUAAAUUCAGGCCAAAAUAAAAGCCUUUAGAGUCCUUUAAAGUCCAUUACAUUGAGAGCUUUGAUUAAUAUUUGGAUGUCAAUGUACCAAUUGCCAUUUAACGUGGUAUCUUCUUUUCUCCCUGCCUCCUCUCUGUUAAAAAGAAAUCCUGCCAUCCUCU
Rubroshorea leprosula is the source of this 1386-nucleotide messenger RNA. NCBI's taxonomy places the organism in Eukaryota, Viridiplantae, Streptophyta, Magnoliopsida, Malvales, Dipterocarpaceae. The record is from the annotation of a GenBank genome assembly.